Striga asiatica is the source of this 354-nucleotide messenger RNA. Lineage: Eukaryota; Viridiplantae; Streptophyta; Magnoliopsida; Lamiales; Orobanchaceae. The record is from the annotation of a GenBank genome assembly.
AUGUCCGAAAGCUUCCUCCUACCCUCGACUAUCUCGUCGAAGAAAUCAUCGAGCUGCCCGAUUAUCCCCUCCACCCCACACUGCAAAACCCCGAAACAAUUUUUCAAGUUCUCAACUCUUUCGUCUAUAUCGAUACCAAUUUCGUUCUCAUACCCGACAUCCACACCCUCGAUCGCCAUUUUCAGCUCGUCCAACGCAAACUUUGCUGCCCGGAACUCGAAAAGAGCCACCCCCGCCUCCAUCCCGAGAUUCGCACUCGAGGCCACGAAACCCGAGCCAUUGAACGAGCUCAUCAAGAUAUCUUCGUGUUGCCCGUUUUCUAGGGCGAAUAAGCUCGUCUCGGGCAAAAAGUAG